Odontomachus brunneus is the source of this 4174-nucleotide messenger RNA. RefSeq names its product probable sodium/potassium/calcium exchanger CG1090. Gene Ontology annotation, cellular component: membrane. Lineage: Eukaryota; Metazoa; Arthropoda; Insecta; Hymenoptera; Formicidae. Gene Ontology annotation, molecular function: calcium, potassium:sodium antiporter activity; calcium channel activity. The coding region runs from base 1039 to 2982 and encodes 647 amino acids. The transcript has 10 exons. The record is from RefSeq and is a predicted model, not a curated record. Gene Ontology annotation, biological process: intracellular calcium ion homeostasis; calcium ion transmembrane transport.
UGGAAUAUUGCACGCGCAAGCGUCCCGACGUCGACGUCAACGAUAGAGAAGUGUCUACGUACUGAUUAGGGUCGACGGGACGAGGGAAGAAACCACGAGUCGAAAGCGAGUACGCUUUAUAUACAAGAGAUGCAUAUAAACGUGCUGGUGGGCGCGCAACUGCGUGAAAGCUCUGUCCCCUUUUCAGCAAUAUUAAUGUUGCAGAUACUCAUUGCGUCUAUUAUUACAAUAAUAAUUACAUUCAUAAUAUUAAUUGUGAACAUAUUGAUUAUUUAGUAAAACAGGCAUUCUAUAUGCUCGAGAUAAAAGACAUAAAUCGAUUACAGGCUUUCCAGGUCAGCGGCGCCGAUGUGUCCAUGAACUGGAAUCAUUAUGGAUGCUCGGUGCAUGAGAGCGGCGUGUGGUGGUUACCCCGGGCAAACGCCGUAGUGGGUGGUUGGGCAGACGAGAGUCGCGACACGUCGCGGCGGUGUGCUUGAGGAGGGCGCAGAACAGCUCGGCGCAGCGCACGUCAGAGAGCGUAAGACGAACGAGAUCAUAUGUAAUACGCGUACGAUGGCUGUGCGCGAAGCGACGGAGUGCUGCAGCAGUGACAAUGUGGGCCGGUUGAGUUGCAGUCACUGUGCAUAAAUACGUCGGUGAACUUUGUGAUUCGAUCAUUAGAGGGAACUGUGAAUAAUUGUGCGAGAAUCUGUGCAGCCGUCGCGACGACGAUAACGACGACGACGGCAGCGGUAGUGGUGACGGCAACGGACUUUUUAUGCUCGAAUCAAUAAUUCGGACAACGUAGCAAUAAAAGACUUCUCCGUGAAGAAUUUAUUUCGUCAAGUGACGGUGCGCGAUAAGCGUUUGUCUCCUCUCUCUCUCUCUCUCUCUCUCUUUCUUUCGCUAUCGCGAAUUGUCAAGGUGAUAAGAGGCUGCAGAAGCAAGCACCACCCUCGUUAUUAGCGCCGCGCUACCUAUAUCCGGCGCAUCGACGUACACGCUCGGUCUUCUGGCUGCAGUGAAGCUCGCGACAAGCGACUACGGUGGAUCACGAUGUACGGCGAGAAAGAGUUACAAACAAUGAGAUGCAGACCGCGCAAUCUGACGUAUCGCAGAAAAUGGCCUUUGCGACUGGGUCUCUUUCUGAUCUACGUUUUCGUGCAGUACGUCGCCUCUACAAAGACGUUGUCCGAGACGGCGACAUUCUCUUUAAGUUCCGCUCAGUAUAAAGAGGAUUCGACGUCGGAGUCGACAGAUUAUUCGGUGAACGUUGAGGAGAUAGCAGAAGCUACGUCGAUGGUCUCAACAGUCGUGGAGAAACCUAAGAAGGAAGUUUUCACAGAGGAACCUAAGGAACCUACAGAAGUACCUAAGGACGAAGCAUCGUCGUCGAGAGAGCACGGCACCGAGGAGGCACUAGUGCGAGAUCUGUCACAACAUACCACGAAAUUCCCUAAGAAAGGAAUAGAAGUAGAAGUUCCGCAGAACCAUGGUCGAGAGACUAUUACUACAGUUACUCCCACUACUCAAGCCACGACAAAGUAUCCGUAUUCGACAAUGAGGCCGCGAAGACCCAACUGUUCGGCGCCCGCUAUAGAACAGUUCCCGCGACCGUUGAUGGGUCCCGAGGCUAGAAAACACGGUGGACUCAUAAUACAUAUUCUAGUUGCAAUCUACACGUUCCUGGGCCUUGCUAUCGUAUGCGACGAUUAUUUCGUCUCGAGUCUGGACAGAAUUUGUGAAGAGUUGCGAUUGUCACCUGAUGUUGCCGGAGCCACUUUCAUGGCGGCCGGCUCUUCCGCGCCUGAACUGGCGACGGUGAUCAUCGGCGUGUUUUUCGCCAAAGAUGACAUCGGAGUGAGCGGCGUUAUCGGUAGCGCUGUUUUCAACAUAAUGUUUGUUAUAUCGAUUUGUGGGCUAUGUACCGCGACAGCCUCCAAAUUGAAUUGGUGGCCCCUUUGCCGAGAUUGUUUCUUCUACGCUGUCUCAAUUCUGGUGAUGCUCGGCACGAUCUAUGACGACUCUAUUUCUUGGCUUGAGUCUCUAUUUAUGUUAAUAAUGUAUGCGGUAUACUGCGUAGCGCUCUCUUUCAACGCUAAAUUAGAACGUUGGGCGAAGUCGUACAACAUUCCGUUCCUGCCAAAAGAUGACGAACCAGCCGAAGAGAGUGCUUUGGUGAGUUACAGGUCUUUGCAGGAAGAUCGAUUAUCUUACACAGGUCCGAAUUCACCGGUCACUGAGCAAGUGAAGAAUCAGGAAGGAAACGGUGUUCAGGAAACGAUCGAGCAGCAGCCGACACAACAGCCAGCAAAACAGCCUGAAUAUUAUAAAGCGAAAGAACCUGAUCCUAACGAAGUAUCGCCUCUUGUGAUGCCGACGGACGGUAACAAAUGGACUUUGCUCACUUGGGGCCUCGUCUUUCCUAUUCAUUUCAUGUGCCGUGCAACGAUGCCGGAUUGCCGGCAAGAGAAAUGGCGAAGUUGGUACCCUUUCACCUUUUGCAUAUCGAUGAUCUGGAUCAGCUUUUACAGCUACAUAAUGGUGUGGAUGAUCACGAUUAUUGGGAGUACUCUGGGUAUUCCCGAUACCGUAAUGGGGUUGACUUUCGUAGCCGCUGGUGUGAGCGUACCGGAUGCUCUUUCUUCGUUAGCAGUAAUAAAAGAGGGUCUCGGCGAUAUGGCGGUUAGUAAUGCUGUAGGCAGUAACGUUUUCGACAUUUUAGUAUGCCUCGGCCUCCCGUGGUUCAUUCAAACGGCCAUGAUACAGCCUGGCUCGCAUGUAAACGUUACCAGCAGAGGUUUGACGUAUUCCACUGUUUCCUUGCUAUCGACGGUAAUAUUCCUAGUAUUGGCGACGCAUCUGAACGGGUGGAAAUUGGACAGACGGUACGGUGUAGUCCUGAUGGUCUGGUACUUGAUAUUCAUCGUGUUUGCCUCGCUUUAUGAGCUCAAUGUCUUCGGCGACAUGAAUCCUCCAGUAUGUUCCAGCAAAUUCUAAUACGACUCUGUUCGUUUUGCUUUGCUCAAACGUGGAACGAUCGGAGCAAAGAGUACGAUUUCGGAACCAGAAUUGCCUCGCCCGAUUGGAUCACGAACAAUGACAUGCGAUCGUAGUUCGUCGUAAACGCUCAGCGACUUCGUUCGAUCAUCCCUAUACCCCUUUCUCCUUUUUACUCGAUGACGAAGGUAACGAGAGAGUAAGACUUAGAAGCUAGCUGCAUGUCGGAACAAGUACGAUUUUAGCUUGCUGUGGAAUUGAUCGGCCAUUGUUCAAAGCUUUAGGUAAGAACAAAAAGCUUAUCUCUGAGCUUUUUUUCUUUCUAGUUUGUCGCAUAGAAUCCAGACAAUACGUGCUCACGUAUGAGUACACAGGCAUUGUAUCCUAUUGGUGCUAACGAAAGAGACCAACGAGUAUUUUGCUUGCUUCCAUUCGUGUACGAGUCCAAUCGACACAAAUUACAAACGUUUAUCGUAAUCGAGUCAUGAAAGUACGGAAAUGGUGAAAGUUUUUGGGAUUAUUUUUGAGAUUAUUAAAUCGAUAGAACUUCUCAGACAGACAAUUCGACUGUCAGUAUUAAAGUGUGAUUAUUAUUUAAUACAAAUCUAUGUAUUGGCAACACUUGUUUAAAUAAGAGAUGAACGUUAGCAUACGGACUCGUGUUAUAAGUUAAUUUUUACAAAGUUUCGCAGUUUCAAACCUUAACUCUUAGCCACAGACCGAUGGAAAACGUAAUGUUUCAUAGAGUCACAUCGCGCAUCCAAAUGCCUGAGUACUAUGGAAAGAAUGCGUCUUGACAAUUAAUCGUUUUAUAUCCUAACAUCUAGUGUAUAAAUACAGUAGAAGUUACGACAGCUUAUUAGAAUAGACGUUAGAGGCGUUAUGUCUGCGGCUAAAUGUUAAGAUUGUUAACAGUGCUGUGCGAGAGAACUGUUGGAAAUUGAAAUUAAGUUUAUUUACGUUUCUGUCACGAAACUGUUGGGAAUAUGUGAUACUCAAUGUGUGCAAGAAAAUUGUUUUUCAAAUUGUUAACGUAACGUUAAGCGCGAUCCUUAUCCGACGUGACUACAAAUUUUAAAUAUUUGUAUUUUUAUCGCGAAAUAUACAUAUGUAUGUAUAUAUAUACAUACAUAUGUCUGUAUGUAUAUACAAAGUGUCCCGCCACUACCGCAUUAUCUUUUAAGAACGGAUU